This is a messenger RNA of Hemibagrus wyckioides, 2931 nucleotides long. RefSeq names its product interferon-gamma-inducible GTPase 10-like. NCBI's taxonomy places the organism in Eukaryota, Metazoa, Chordata, Actinopteri, Siluriformes, Bagridae. Gene Ontology annotation, cellular component: membrane. Gene Ontology annotation, molecular function: GTP binding; GTPase activity. Bases 324 to 1544 code for a protein of 406 amino acids. The transcript has 3 exons. The record is from RefSeq and is a predicted model, not a curated record.
UACCUUUUUUACCAGUUCCUAUAUAAAGUAUUUCUACACAAUAUGUCUGUUUGAUUUUUGAGUAACAUGACACUGAAUUAAAAUGAAACUAACAAGGUUUUAGAAGGAAGUAACUACAUAUACUGUACAAAAGAGAAACAAAAGAGAUGACAAAGAAAAAAGAUGUGUAGCAGCAAAACUGGCUGAACUGAUCAAACUUGUAGGCCAUAUUUGUCCAUAGGGAAGGGCUGGUAGAUGGAAACAGUUUAUUAUUGCUAACUAAUACAACAUCUUAGCUGUUAAGAAAGCAACAAAAGAGCAAGUUUUAUCCAUUCAGCAUUAUCAUGGCAUCCAUGUUUGGAAUAAGUGAAGCAGAGGUGAAUGAGAUGACCAGCGUUCUGCACUCCCGCGUGGCCACCGAUGUUGUGGCACAAGUGGAAGGCAUGCUUACACAGAUGAACUCUGUGACUCUGAACAUUGCUGUUACAGGAGAGUCAGGUGCAGGCAAGUCUUCGUUCAUCAAUGCUUUCCUUGGGAUUUCUGAUGAGGAACCUGAAGCAGCACAGACAGGUGUAAUAGAAACCACUCAGAAGGCCUUAGUAUACUCACAUCCUACUGCUAGUAAUGUCUUGCUGUGGGACCUGCCAGGGAUUGGGACUCCCUCUUUUCAUCCUAGAACCUACUUGGAGGAUGUUGGCCUCCUAAAAUAUGACUUUUUCAUUAUUGUCACAUCUGACAGGUUUCAAGAGUACCAUUCUGCACUGGCUAAAUGCAUAAUGCAAGCUCAAAAGAAGUUUUAUUUCAUCAGGAACAAAGUGGAUCGAGACUUGGAGGCAAAUGCUCGGCGCAGGAGUCAGAGAGGUUUGUCAGACGAUGCUGUCUUGAACCUUCUCCGUUUAGACUGUGAAAAAAAUCUGAGAAAUGGUCAGGUGGAACAACCACGGGUUUUCCUACUCUCCUGCUUUCACCCACAGUGCUAUGACUUCCCUGCACUCCAGAUGACCUUGCUGGAGGAGCUGGAGGGACAUAAGCGGCAUGCCCUGCUCUUGUCACUACCCAACCUGAGUGCAUCUUUAAUACAAGGCAAACGGGAGGCACUAGCUCAGGAUGUGUGGAAGAAAGCAAUCGUGGCAUCCUUGAGCAGUGUCACGAGGGGUGCCACUUACAAUCCCAUUGUUCCCAAACUCAUGGAGACUUUAAAAUAUUAUCAACAGACAUUCUGUCUAGAUGCAAAAUCUCUUCAUCGACUGUCUAAUAUAACAGGGAUUUCACAAGAGAAACUUCAGAGUGAAGUAAGGUCCACCUUUGGUAAAGGGCUGUCAGCACAGGAAGUGGAAGACUUGCUAAAACAUGUAGCUACAGGACAUCAACUGAUGGCUAAUUAUCUGGAGAACAAAGUCCCAAUUCUGGGCUCUGUCAUUGCAGGUGGAAUUUCCUUUGUGGCUUCAUACGUCCUGCUGAAAUCUGCUGUAAAGGAGUUGAGUGAAGAUGGAGAAAGAGUGAUACAGAAAUCACUAUUUGACUCUAAACAUUUUUCUCUUAAUGAUUCCAGUGAAGUUCUCUGAUUCUACAGUUUAAGGCCAUGAAGGCUCUGUUGGCUCAUACUGGAAUGAAAACACAGCAGUACUGUACAUCUUUCAAACCUAAUAAACAUCCCCUCUGUUGUUGUAAUAACCUUCACUCUUCUCGGAAGGCUUUGCAGCAAUGCUGUUGGGAUUUGCCGAUUUAGCCACAAGAGCAUUGGUAGAUGUGUAGGCCUGGAACACAUUCCAAUUCACAGCACUUUGCCAUUGGUGGAAGUUUUUUGUAUAUUUUUCCAUUUGUAAUCAUACUCAAUGUUGUGGAAUACUGGGGAGAUAUGUGGUUCCUCAGUAUAACAGCUAUAAUCCUAAUAAAAACUGAAUAUUUUUUGCUGCAAUGCACUUCAGAUCAUUAAGAGAGACUUUUAUGGUGGAUUCCCCACAUAAUUUUAUAUGAUAAUAAAAAUAUUGCUGUUUAACAAUGUAAAACAUAAAGCAUAUGGUGAAGUUUUCCCAUAGAAGAUCUUUAUUUAGCCUUUGUCAAUAGCAGUGCUUUCCUUCCAUCAAGUUAGUUCCUUAGUUAGUGUUUUUUUGUCUCUUGAAUUUUUAAAGUCAAAAAAAUGUUCAUGCUACUGAGAAACAAACAAAAUGCAAACUGCUCUGUGCUGAAGACUCAUAGUCUUAAGACAAUAAAAGCUUCUUGACUUGACUUGACCUUUAAUUGUGAUUGUAACUAUUAAAUGUAACUAUGAAAGGUGCUAUAAAACUAUAAAAACCUAAAUGUGCUGUUUGUUAAUACUUUCCGUUUACUGUUUAACUCAUUAUUACACUAUUGUAAAAUUGCUUUUCAUUUUCUCCAUAUGGUAUGACAAACCCUGUGUCAUCAACACAACCCUCCAUCUGUCCAUCACACCCCUGGACAAUAAGGACUCACGUUUGAAUGCUGGUCAUAGACUUUAGUUCAGCAUUCAGUAAAAUCAUCCAUCAGCACCUGAUUGAGAAGCUGAGCCUGCUAGGCCUGAACACCUCCCUCUGCAACUGGAUCUUGGGGUUCCUGACUUGGGAGACCUCAGUCAGUCCGGAACUGGAACAGCAUCUCCAGCACCAGCACACUGAGCACUGGGGCCCCUUAGGGCUGUUUGUUCAGCCAACUGCUGUUCACUCUGCUGACUCACGACUGUGCAGCAAUGCACAGCUUGAACCACAUCAUCAAGUUCGCCCAUGACACGCCCGUGGUGGGUCUCAUCAGCAAGAACAACGAGUCAGCAUACAGAGAGGAGGUGCAACAGCUAACAGCCUGGUGUAAAGACAACAACUUGUCUCUGAACAUUUUCUCUUGUUCAUCAAUAGAUCCUCAGGUUCUGGGUUGGUUUGAUGAACCGGAGCCGCUGACAUGAGAACUUAUUAAAUCAAAUUAUGUAAAUAUUUAUUC